AGCCUAGUGUGGCCCCCAGGGCAAAAAAAAGUUUGCAGACCCCCCGCUUUAAACCAUUGAUGUCAUCACCACAUUUUUCUCUUCGCCCUUAUUGGUUCCUCUCCUUGGAAGCAUCACAAAUAAACACAGCAAGUUAUUUUGCUUACUGAACUGCAGUUUUUUUAUUUUUAAAUGUUUCCCAAAAUGUUGGUCAUCACCUAAAUUGCACAGCCUCAGGACAUUUGUAGGACAAAUGCCUUCACACGGUGUGAUCAUUUGACAAAGCAAGGUGUGUUCUAUCACAACAUGCAAGUGCAGAGGAGGCGUGCAGAAGGAGAAAACAUGGCCACUGAAACUGAAGUGCUCGGAACAGGAAGCUUAAGUUGCUGUGGUUAGCCGAGCGUUGCAGAGCACUUGACAGGCGAACAGGAAACUGCUCUUUCUCAUCACGUCUGGGACCUGUGACUUUGCUCGUCGGCCUUUUCUCUCUAAAACAUUGGGGAAACAAUCCAAGCUGGGAAUGGCCCAGGGAAGAGAUCAGUCCUUCGCCAGCCGCCUUUUCCACCGGCGUCGCAAAACUAGCCAGGAGCUGAGAGGACAGGAGAAUGAGGCGCCUCGCGUCUCAGACUUCACCGUGGCGUGGGAUCGGCUCAUGAAAGAGUUCUUAGCUAAAGCCAAAGAAGAUUUUUUAAGAACAUGGGAGUGUCCACCACAGAGCACGACGUGCCUGGACGACUUCGACAGGUUCAAGACUCUGGGGACCGGCUCAUUUGGCCGAGUGUUGCUGGUCAAGCAUAAAGGAACAAACCAGUUCCACGCCAUGAAAGUCUUGGACAAACAAAAAGUGGUGAAGUUGAAGCAGAUCGAACACACGCUGAAUGAAAAGAGAAUACUGCAGGCCGUCUCCUUCCCCUUCCUGGUGAGGUUGGAGUACUCCUUCAAGGACAACUCCAACCUCUACAUGGUCAUGGAGUACGUGCCUGGCGGAGAGAUGUUCUCGCACCUCAGACGCAUUGGAAGGUUCAGCGAAAACCACGCACGAUUUUAUGCAGCUCAGAUCGUGCUCACCUUCGAGUACCUCCACUCUUUGGACCUCAUCUACAGAGACCUGAAGCCUGAAAACCUGCUCAUAGACCAGCGUGGCUACAUUCAGGUCACAGACUUCGGCUUUGCUAAAAGGGUAAAAGGCAGGACUUGGACAUUGUGUGGGACUCCUGAGUACCUGGCUCCAGAGAUCAUCCUCAGCAAGGGCUACAACAAAGCUGUGGACUGGUGGGCACUCGGAGUCCUCAUCUAUGAGAUGGCUGCUGGUUACCCUCCGUUCUUUGCUGAUCAGCCCAUACAGAUCUACGAGAAGAUCGUUUCUGGCAAGGUACGAUUCCCCUCCCACUUCACCUCCGACCUGAAAGAUCUGCUGAGAAACCUCCUACAGGUGGACUUGACCAAGAGGUUUGGGAAUCUAAAAAAUGGCGUAAACGACAUCAAAAAUCACAAGUGGUUCUCCACAACGGACUGGAUAGCCAUCUAUGAGAGGAAGGUUGAAGCCCCCUUCUUACCCAAGUGCAGAGGACCGGGAGACACAAGCAACUUUGACGACUACGAAGAGGAGGACAUUCGUGUCUCGCAGACAGAAAAGUGUGCGAAGGAGUUUGCUGACUUCUAGCGAGUUCCAGCAGGGCCUCUCCUGGGAGUGAAGGCGGAACUGUCAUGUGUCCAAAACAAAUGCUCUGUUCUUUUGUUGCACAAGUGAAGGAGCUCCUUAGCCAGCCCACACACACCACCACCACCUAACCUCUUCCCUCCCCUAUUUUCUCCACCUGUUUUUCAAAUAACAUUCGCGUUCCAACUGAGGCCGUCCUUGAAGAUAGUAGCAUUGCACUUCCGUCUUGUUUUCUCCGCUGCGUCAAUCAACGUCCUGGUGCUUUGUCCAAAACAGUUGUGGCUAGCAGCGUGGUUUGUCUAUUGAAUUUGACAUUUUUUAACCUGUUUUUGGAUUCCGGGUGGUCAGAGAUACUCAACACCACGUCAUUGUUGUCCGCACUCAGUCGUAUCCUUCACUAAAUGACGCAUCAUUACAUACAAACAUGAAGUACACUGGAGUCACCUUUUGCUCAAAGGCACCUCAGCAGUGCCCUGCAAAAUACACUAUAUUGCCAAAAGUAUUUGACCACCUGCCUUGACUCACAUAUGAACUUGAAGUGCCAUCCCAUUCAAUAUGACCUUUUGCAGCUAUUACAGCUUCAACUCUUCUGGGAAGGCUGUCCACAAGGUUGCAGUGUGUCUUUAUAGCAAUUUUCCACCAUUCUUCCAAAAGCGUAUUGGUGAGGUCACACACUGAUGUUGGUGGACAAGGCCUGGCUCUCAGUCUCCGUUCUAAUUCAUCCCAAAGGUGUUCUGUUGGGUUCAGGUUAGGACUCUGUGCAGGCCAGUCAAAUUCAUCCACACCAGACUCUGUCAUCCAUGUCUUUAUGGACCUUGCUUUGUGCACUGGUGCACAGUCAUGUUGGAAGAGGAAGGGGCCCGCUCCAAACUGCAUGGAAUUGUCCAAAAUGUUUUGGCAUCCUGGAGCAUUCAAAGUUCCUUUCACUGGAACUAAGGAGCCAAGCCCAACUCCUGAAAAACAACCCCGCACCAUAAUUCCUCCUCCACCUGUGGCCGGGCCAAGUGAUUAGAACACCUGAUUCUGAUCAUUUGGAUGGGUGGCCGAAUACUUUUGGCAAUAUAGUGUAUGUUCAGUCAGUGAUGGGGAUUCUAAAGCCCCAUGACCUAUUUACAAACUUAAUUGGUUCCUGGACAGGGUUCGUAAAUGGAAAAGUUCCCAGAGUGAAGUAAAUCUCUCCGUAAGAAACAAUGUAAACAUGAAUCAUGUCUUCCAGUCUUGACAAAAGUGGGUUAGUUAGUGGAGAUUAGUACUUUCAAACAGCUCUACUGUAUAUCAAACAAACAUAAGUGCGUGAAGGAUUAACUUUCUAUUUAUCAACAAGCUACAACGACAAGCUGAACUGUUCUGUAUGCGCCGCCAGGUCCCUUUGGUGCCCUCACAAAAGACCAGAAAUCACAGAAACCUUGAACUUUAACAACCAUUUUGCUGCAGUAGUAAACAUUUGGAAAAAAGUCAAAUCCACUCUCAUGAGCUGCUCCUCACGAGAGAAUGAGUCUUGUUUACAUUGAUUCUUAUGCGGAACUCUGCUUCAUUGUCGGCAAACCACGUUGAAGAACCAAAUUGGCUUCGUAGAUGGAGGUUCCUCUGUACGUGUUUUGUUUUGGUGCGGCAAGAAGACAUCAUUUUUUUUACAAUCCCAAAGUCCUUUGCUGUCCCUCAACUUCAUUGAAAUUGGUGAGAAUUCCAGCCUUGUAUCAACAAGACUAACUGGGAUACCUUGAGGCUCGCCCGGUAGCAGGAUGUUUGAAGUGACACCAGGAAACGAGUGGCAGCUUGAGGCCAGCAAGCUGUCCGUGGACUUGGACUGUGAAUGCAGUGUGCUUCCCUUAUCGUUUGUGCCUUGAUCUGUGCCCACCGUUCUAAGAAAGUGACAAACACAACAAUGACAUUCACAAAUUCUGAUUUCAGAGUUCAGGGGAAAAGUUGUUUGCAAGAUCACCGUUCAGUCACUUCUUGUUUUGCCCUGUACACGUUUGACCAGACGAGGAUUCAAAUGUCUCAUGAAGUAUCAACGUGCUGAUCACAGAAAAAAUCCCGACUUUUUGACAGAAAAAAUAAAA
This is a messenger RNA of Nerophis lumbriciformis (worm pipefish), 3702 nucleotides long. It is a transcript of the gene prkacba, whose product is annotated as protein kinase, cAMP-dependent, catalytic, beta a. Gene Ontology annotation, biological process: protein phosphorylation. NCBI's taxonomy places the organism in Eukaryota, Metazoa, Chordata, Actinopteri, Syngnathiformes, Syngnathidae. The record is from RefSeq and is a predicted model, not a curated record. Gene Ontology annotation, cellular component: cAMP-dependent protein kinase complex; nucleus; cytosol. Gene Ontology annotation, molecular function: ATP binding; cAMP-dependent protein kinase activity.